AUGAAAUAUAUAUUAUCCCAUGCCCUCAUACCAUUCCAUACACACACACAUUCACGCACACGGACAACAAGCCGAGUGCAAACCGUAGGGUUGCACCAACACCCGCCCCAUUCUCCCGCUUUCCAUCACCCCGCCCCAUUCUCCCGCUUUCCAUCACCCCGCCCCAUUCUCCCGCUUUCCAUCAACCCGCCCCGUUCUCCCGCUUUCCAUCACCCCGCCCCAUUCCCCCGCUUUCCAUCACACCGCCCCAUUCUCCCUCCUUCCAUCACCCCGCCCCAUUCUCCCGUUUUCCAUCACCCCGCCCCAUUCUCCCGCUUUCCAUCACCCCGCCCCAUUCUCCCUCCUUCCAUCACCCCGCCCCAUUCUCCCGCUUUCUAUCACCCCGUCCCAUUCUCCCGCUUUCCAUCACCCCGCCCUAUUCUCCCUACUUCCAUCACCCCGCCCCAUUCUCCCUCCUUCCAUCACCCCGCCCCAUUCUCCCGCUUUCCAUCACCCCGCCCCAUUCUCCCGCUUUCCAUCACCCCGCCCCAUUCUCCCGAUUUCCAUCACCCCGCCCCAUUCCCCCGCUUUCCAUCACCCCGCCCCAUUCUCCCUCCUUCCAUCACCCCGCCCCAUUCUCCCGCUUUCCAUCACCCCGCCCCAUUCUCCCUCCUUCCAUCACCCCGCCCCAUUCUCCCGCUUUCCAUCACCCCGUCCCAUUCUCCCGGUUUCCAUCACCCCGCCCCAUUCUCCCGCUUUCCAUCAACCCGCCCCAUUCUCCCGCUUUCCAUCACCCCGCCCUAUUCUCCCGCUUUCCAUCACCCCGCCCCAUUCUCCCUCCUUCCAUCACCCCGCCCCAUUCUCCCGCUUUCCAUCACCCUGCCCCAUUCUCCCGCUUUCCAUCACCCCGCCCCAUUCUCCCUCCUUCCAUCACCCCGCCCCAUUCUCCCUCAUUCCAUCACCCCGCCGCAUUCUCCCGCUUUCCAUUACCCCGCCCCAUUCUCCCGCUUUCCAUCACCCCGCCCCAUUCUCCCGCUUUCCAUCACCCCGCCCCAUUCUCCCUCCUUCCAUCACCCCGCCCCAUUCUCCCUCCUUCCAUCACCCCACCCCGUUCUCCCGCUUUCCAUCACCCCGCCCCAUUCUCCCGCUUUCCAUCACCCCGCCCCAUUCUCCCGCUUUCCAUCACCCCGCCCCAUUCUCCCGCUUUCCAUCACCCCGCCCCAUUCUCCCACCUUCCAUCACCCCGCCCCAUUCUCCCGCUUUCCAUCACCCCGCCCCAUUCUCCCUCCCUCCAUCACCCCGCCCCAUUCUCCCGCUUUCCAUCAUCCCGCCCCAGUCUCCCACUUUCCAUCAACCCGCCCCAUUCUCCCGCUUUCCAUCACCCCGCCCCAUUCUCCCUCCUUCCAUCACCCCGCCCCAUUCUCCCUCCUUCUAUCACCCCGCCCCGUUCUCCCGCUUUCCAUCACCCCGCCCCAUUCUCCCGCUUUCCAUCACCCCGCCCCAUUCUCCCGCUUUCCAUCACCCCGCCCCAUUCUCCCGCUUUCCAUCACCCCGCCCCAUUCUCCCUCCUUCCAUCACCCCGCUGUUGGUGCAACCCUACGGCACAUUGGAGCCUACUUUGACUAUAACACCCGCCCCAUUCUCCCGCUUUCCAUCACCCCGCCCCAUUCUCCCGCUUUCCAUCACCCCGCCCCAUUCUCCCUCCUUCCAUCACGCCGCCCCAUUCUCCCUCCUUCCAUCACCCCGCCCCAUUCUCCCGCUUUCCAUCACCCCGCCCCAUUCUCCCUCUUUCCAUCACCCCGCCCCAUUCUCCCGCUUUCCAUCACCCGGCCCCAUUCUCCCGCUUUCCAUCACCCUGCCCCAUUCUCCCACUUUCCAUCACCCCGCCCCAUUCUCCCUCCUUCCAUCACCCCGCCCCAUUCUCCCGCUUUCCAUCACCCCGCCCCAUUCUCCCGCUUUUCAUCACCCCGCCCCAUUCUCCCUCCUUCCGUCACCCCGCCCCAUUCUCCCUCAUUCCAUCACCCCGCCCCAUUCUCCCGCUUUCCAUCACCCCGCCCCAUUCUCCCUCUUUCCAUCAACCCGCCCCAUUCUCCCGCUUUCCAUCACCCCGCCCUAUUCUCCCGCUUUCCAUCACCCCGCCCCAUUCUCCCUCUUUCCAUCACCCCGCCCCAUUCUCCCGCUUUCCAUCACCCCGGCCCAUUCUCCCGCUUUCCAUCACCCCGCCCCAUUCUCCCUCCUUACAUCACCCCGCCCCAUUCUCCCGCUUUCCAUCACCCCGCCCCAUUCUCCCGCUUUCCAUCACCCCGCCCCAUUCUCCCGCUUUCCAUCACCCCACCCAUUCUCCCUCCUUCCAUCACCCCGCCCCAUUCUCCCUCCUUCCAUCAACCCGCCCCAUUCUCCCACUUUCCAUCACCCCGCCCCAUUCUCCCACUUUCCAUCACCCCGCCCCAUUCUCCCUCUUUCCAUCACCCCGCCCCAUUCUCCAGCUUUCCAUCACCCCGCCCCAUUCUCCCGCUUUCCAUCAACCCGCCCCAUUCUCCCGCUCUCCAUCACCCCGCCCCAUUCUCCCGCUUUCCAUCACCCCGCCCCAUUCUCCCUCCUUCCAUCACCCCGCCCCAUUCUCCUGCUUUCCAUCACCCCGCCCCAUUCUCCCGCUUUCCAUCACCCCGCCCCAUUCUCCCUCCUUCCAUCAUCCCGCCCCAUUCUCCCUCAUUCCAUCACCCCGCCCCAUUCUCCCGCUUUCCAUUACCCCGCCCCAUUCUCCCGCUUUCCAUCACCCCGCCCCAUUCUCCCGCUUUCCAUCACCCCGCCCCAUUCUCUCUCCUUACAUCACCCCGCCCCAUUCUCCCGCUUUCCAUCAACCCGCCCCAUUCUCCCGCUUUCCAUCACCCCGCCCCAUUCUCCCGCUUUCCAUCACCCCACCCCAUUCUCCCUCCUACCAUCAACCCGCCCCAUUCUCCCACUUUCCAUCACCCCGCCCCAUUCUCCCGCUUUCCAUCACCCCGCCCCAUUCUCCCGCUUUCCAUCACCCCGCCACAUUCUCCCGCUUUCCAUCACCCCGCCCCAUUCUCCCGCUUUCCAUCACCCCGCCACAUUCUCCCUCCUUCCAUCACCCCGCCCCAUUCUCCCUCAUUCCAUCACCCCGCCCAUUCUCCCGCUUUCCAUCACCCCGCCCCAUUCUCCCGCUUUCCAUCACCCCGCCCCAUUCUCCCGCUUUCCAUCACCCCGCCCCAUUCUCCCGCUUUCCAUCACCCCGCCCCAUUCUCCCGCUUUCCAUCACUUCGCCCAUUCUCAUUGGGCCCGUGGGCCUCAUUGGGGCGCACCUUUGGAGAGGUUAUUCGCCCGUGGGCCUCAUUGGGGCGUACCUUUGGAGAGGUUAUUCGCCCGUGGGCCUCAUUGGGGCUCACCUUUGGAGAGGUUAUUCGCCCGUUUGCUCAUUGGGGCGCAUCUUUGGAGAGGUUAUUCGCCCGUGGGCCUCAUUGGGGCGCACCUUUGGAGAGGUUAUUCGCCCGUGGGCCUCAUUGGGGCGCACCUUAG
This is a messenger RNA of Closterium sp. Naga37s-1, 3516 nucleotides long. The record is from the annotation of a GenBank genome assembly. Lineage: Eukaryota; Viridiplantae; Streptophyta; Zygnematophyceae; Desmidiales; Closteriaceae.